UACAAUUUGCGGAGUAGUAAUGUGCGACCUCAACCAGAACAUAAAAACAUUUGCCAGCAGAAUACAAAUCACAUGGAAAUGCAACAAUGGACACACUGGGGAAUGGGAGUCAUGUCCCAAUACUCGGGGAAUGGCUGAAAAUAACCUCCUUUCAGCAGCAGCCACACUUUUCACAGGUGCAACAUACACAGACAUUGCUGACUGGGCUGGGCUAUUGAAUCUUCAGCUACCACAAAAAUCCGCAUUUUACACCAUACAGUCAAGCUACCUCAUUCCUGUCAUCAGCGAAGCCUACAAGAAGCAGGAAAGCAUCAUCAAAGCCAGACUCAUCUGCCAGACUCUGGAUGGUGAGAGUGUGCAUGUCUGUGGGGAUGGGAGGAGCGACAGCCCAGGCCAUUCGUGCAAAUACACCACAUAUUCAUUCAUGGAUGACUCUACCAACCAAAUUGUUGUUUUUGAUUUGAUUCAGGUGACCCAAGCCAAAAAGUCUGUCGCCAUGGAACCAAUCGGUUUCAAAAAAGGUCUGGAUAAGCUUUUAGAUGAAGGGAUUAAUGUGAAAGUGGUGACCACUGACAGACAUCCCUCCAUCAGGAAGAUGAUGCGAGAGGACUAUCCGGACAUCGCACACCAGUUUGACCCAUGGCAUGUAGCAAAAGGAAUAAAAAAGAAAUUGGUUAUGGCCUCUAACCGUAAACAUUGCAAGGACCUUGCUCCAUGGGUAAGAAGCGUGAGCAACCAUAUGUGGUGGAGCUGCAGCUCCUCUAAAGGAGAUGAAAAGGAGUUGCUUAGACGAUGGACGUCCAUCCUCCAUCACAUAUGUGAUGUCCAUCGAUGGGAGGAAAACGGAAUUGAAUACAAGUGCUACCACGCUGACCUCUCAUCAGAUGAACAACGGAAGAAGAAAUGGUUGCCUCAGGACUCCCCUGCCUACAAAGCUCUCUAUGAAGUUGUGUUGAACACGCGUCUACUGAAAGAUCUGGAGCAAAUGGCGCUGUUCAAGCACACAGGACAACUCGAGGUUUUCCACAACGCCCUGUUGAAGUACUGCCCGAAGCGCCUGCAUUUUGAGUACCAAUCCAUGCAGCCACGCACAAUGUUGGCCAUUAUGGACCACAAUGAAAAUCAUGACUCACCACGUAAACCGGAAGAAACAAGUGGCCUCCCAAGACACAACAUUGUGUACCAAAAACAGUCAAAACAGUGGAUUGCAAGACCUAUUUACACAAAGACAACCCAAAAUUUCAGAGAUGACCUUAUGGAGGAUGUUGUUAAAAGAAGACUAGACCCAUCCAUCAAAUAUAAAGACUCAUCAUCUCGCAUUCAAGUCCCGUGCCUGGCAGCAAAUAUUGGCCUCCAUCCAAAACCCAGCAAGGAGGAUGUAAUCGAAGGCCACACAUCAAGAUUCAAAACUUAGUUUUAGACCUUCAGUGCCUUCUCCAAAUCAUAUUUGUGUAAUUUUUUUGUCAUACAUUUAUUCAUAAUAAUAAAUAACAGUAUUUCUCAGUUUUCUCUCUGUUUUCUCUUGUUAUGGCGAAUCAGCAUGCACAUUGACUUGGAUG
This is a messenger RNA of Cyprinus carpio (common carp), 1559 nucleotides long. RefSeq lists its product as uncharacterized. The record is from RefSeq and is a predicted model, not a curated record. Lineage: Eukaryota; Metazoa; Chordata; Actinopteri; Cypriniformes; Cyprinidae. The coding region runs from base 20 to 1414 and encodes 464 amino acids. The transcript is spliced from 6 exons.